Molecule: messenger RNA, 4637 nt
Organism: Mycotypha africana
Lineage: Eukaryota; Fungi; Mucoromycota; Mucoromycetes; Mucorales; Mycotyphaceae
Exons: 7
Coding region: 357-4550 (1397 amino acids)
Cellular component (GO): Ski complex
Molecular function (GO): protein binding
Source: RefSeq, a predicted model, not a curated record
GAGAGCAACUUACAAAUCGAUUAACCAUUCAUCUUCCUUUUUCACCAAAUCGGAGAAAUUCUCAUCGGUAAGUUGAACAAUAGCAGCUUUACAGAAGGUGAUAAAUGUAAUGACCAAGACCAAUAUAGAGUAUACUGGCUUCAUUAUUGAUCCGUGCGUUGCUAGCUGAGGAAGGAACAAUUGGGAUAAGGAUAAACUCGAUGGAUCACCUCGUACACCACUAAAUUUUGCGGUUGGCAAUGGGUUGAUUGGAAGUUUUGUGACCCGCUUCAUGCUAUCAGUUUCCGAGAAUUUUAAGUUUCAAGAAAAAAAAACUUAAUAGCAUAUCUCUCCAUUAACAAAUUCUUCGACAUCGCAUGAAUUCAAAAGCAGAUCUCAAAGCUGCAAGAGAGGCUAUUGGCAAAAAAGAAUAUACUGAAGCGAUAAAAGCGUGUAAAAGAGUCCUAUUGUGGGAAGGAGAAAACUACAACGCUUGGGUAUUUUUAGGUGUAGCGCACACAAAUUUGGAAAAUGACGACGAAGCAGAAGAGGCUUAUAAACGAGCUAUUGAAAUAAAUUCAAAUAAUAUGCUUGGUUGGCAUGGUCUAGUGUCUUUCUAUGAGAAAAGGAAGAGAUAUCAGCAAUUGACAAAAACGAUUGAUCAACUACUACCUCGACUAGUGGAAAGCGGAGACGGUGCAAAAGUUGCGGAUUACUUGAAGAAACUACUCCACGCCUAUCAAGAACAAAACGACCAGGACAACUAUUUGGAAACAUUAAAAGAGUUUUUGCCGCAAAGCAGCUAUUACGACCUCAUCAAAGACCAACCCGAUCUACCAUCACAAAUUGAUAUAUGGAAACGUAUUGUCCAAAAAAUGGAAAAGGAAUUAAAGCAAACAGUUGAAAACGAAGUUGCGUCCAGACGAUUCCGCAUGAACGCCGGCACGCCGGCACAGAUACUCACAGGUGUUGAAGGAGACGUCUACAGCAUAUCCAAAUUAGGUACCGUUUAUAGGAACAUUUUGGAUCUCAUACCAGCCGAUGCCAGUCAAGAACAACAAGUUUGGAAACUAAAGCUCUUAAAGUUCAGCACUAAGCAAAUAUUAGGCACUAAAGAUAGUGAUGAAAAACAUGCUCUCUAUCAAGAGAUUAUAGAUAUGGCUCACGAAUUGAAAAAUACUGAUGACCCUUUACCUCUUCAACUUUUAAUCGAAUCAACAGAUGCAGCUUCUGUUGAUGACUAUGAUUGGCAUCUUAUCAAGGAAAUGAUGGACCGAUUUCCUGAUCACGGGUUAGCAAAGCUCGCUCAGGGGUAUGAGCUCAAUCAAAAUGACAAUGUCGAUCAAGCGUUUGAAUUAUUUAGCGAAGGAAUUGACCUUUGCCCUAACAGUCUGUUGGCAUACUUAUGUCUCAGCUGGAUCUAUUAUCAAUCAAAAGAAUACGAAACAGGGCUAGAAUAUGCAACUCGCGGUAAAGAUUUGGUAAAGAAGAUCAAAAUGGAAUACGGUAUUUCAAUGCGUAAGGCACUAUGUUCAUUAGAGCUUUGUAUGGCGCAUUGCUAUCAAUUAAUGGAUAAAAAAUAUCAUAUGGAUGCGAUGACGAUCUACAAGAAUAUUCUACAAAAUUACAAUGCCAAUCAGACUGGGGCUUUAGAAGGAAUGGGAUUAAUCUUAAUGGAUGAAAAGAGAUUAGACGAAGCAUUACAGAAUUUUGAAAAAGUAACAAAGUUGGACGAGAAGAACCAUACAUCUGUAGCGGCAAUCGGUUGGAUCUAUCGCGAAAAGAAGGACUAUGAGAAGGCUAUAGAGUACAUAUCGAAAGCUUUGAUGAUGGCUGAAGAAGAAACUACAGUUGUAGCUGAGAAGGAAAACCAGCAGUAUGGAGCAAUAUCAACAGGAGGCGUAGCCGAAUACCAAUAUCGUUUGGGUCGUCUGUAUUGGGACAUGCAGCAAGUCGAUGAAGCUGUUCAGUAUUUCAUGCAGGCCGUGAAAUCAAACCCUUAUCUUGCUAAUGGAUUUACUUAUUUGGGUCAUUACUAUCGGGAGAUUAAAUAUGACCAUGCACGAGCCAGAAAAUGUUAUCAGAAAGCCUAUAUGUUAGAUCCGCUGGAUGACGAUGCUGCCUUACACUUGUCAGAUUAUUUGAUUACAGAAGACAGUGAUUUAGAAGAAGCAGAAACUAUAUUUAGACAAGUAACAAAAUUAUGUCCCAGGGCAGCAUGGGCGUGGCGACGAUUGGGUUAUCACAAUUUGAACACGCAAAAUUACAAUGAUGCUAUUAGUUGUUUCCAAAAAGCGUUGCGAAUCGAUACUGGUGAUGUGCAUUGUUGGGAAGGGCUUGCCGAGGCAUAUUCCAAAGUGGGCCGCUAUGUCGCUGCUCUUAGAGCGUUUGGUCGCGCGACUCAGCUAAAUCCUCAUUCUGUUCAUGCUCAUAACGAACAAGCCUACGUUCAGCAAAAGGUCGGGUUGCUUGAUGAUGCCAUUGCAGGUUUCCAGCACACUCUUGACUUAGCGGCUGAACAAAAAAAUCAACAAUACAUCCCCGCUCUUGCAGGUUUAGCCGAAACAUAUUUAGAGCAUGCUAAAGAAGAUCUUCAAGCCGGCUUUACGGGCCGCGCUUCAGAUAGUUGUAAUAAUGUUUUUAGAAGCAGCUUAAAAGCUCUGCAGCAAGAUAACACCAUGAUCGCCUUUUGGAAAUGGGUAGGCGAUGCUUGUGCAUUUUAUCGCCAUAUUCCCAAAUACUUGAACAACUGCGCUUAUGAUAUUCUUCAAUCUUUGAUGACAUUAACGGACCAAACGAUUCAUGAACAACUCCAUUUUCCUGCAGAUGAUAUGGCACACCAUUGGAUCAGUGAAUUUUUAGCACUGGAAGACAUCCAAGCUGAUUUCAGCUUACCAACAACAACAGCAAUGGAUAUUUUGUUAUCGUGUGCCACUCAGGCCUAUAAACAGGCCAUUGCGUUGAGUAAAAACCACCCAUCUAUAGCACCUUCUUUCUGGCAUGAUCUUGCCGUUACUUAUUAUCAUAUCAGCUUGAAUUCAUUGUAUGACAAAAAGAAAGUUGUCGCAGAACAGAAAGAAGCAGCAAUGGCUAUUCAAUGUGCGAAACUUGCCUUAAAAUUGGAGCCCACACAAUAUAUGUAUUGGAACACGUUGGGUGUAAUUGCUAUGACUGUAGCUCAUUUGCCCAAGUUGGCGCAAUACGCAUUUGUGAAAGCGAUAGAAUUUAAUAACCGGAGCGCUAUUCCAUGGACGAACUAUGGCUUUCUAUGCUUGGCGCAAAAAGAUUAUGAGCUGGCGAACCAGGCAUUUGAAACAGCUCAUGCAUUGGAUCCAGAAUGGAUAUCAGCUUGGAUGGGUCAAGCUUAUGUAGCCUCUCUCUGGGGUGAUGCAGCUUACGCAGCUACCAUUUUUGAACACGCCUUUGAAUCUAAUAAUGAUGGAUCUGUUUUAGAACCGAACUAUGGCUAUGCAAACAGCGUCUAUCAAAAACUCACUAACACAUUGUUUUCGUCUUCAAACCAACACAACAAAAUAACGAACAACCACGAUGGUCAACGCGUAACGACUGAUAUAGUCGUAACACCUGUAUUUGCCCUUGAGAAAUUGACAGAAAAGAAGCCACAGCUUGCACUCGGUUUCAACUUGCUAGGCUUGCUAUUAGAAAGAUUGGGACAAUAUGAUCGUGCUUCCGAAGCAUUCGCCUCGGCCAUUUUGGCCUUAGAAGCACAGAUGGAGCAAUCAAUUAUAACAGAAGAGGAAGGUCAAUCUCGCUUAGCAAAGGUUCAUACUAAUUUGGGAAGAACAUUGUGCGCCAGCGGCGAUUUCGAAGGCGCUAUCAACGCUACGGCUAGUACAACCGAUGUCUAUGCUCGGCUUAACGCAGGUCUUGCGUAUUACUUCAUGGAUCAAUUGGAAGAAUCAUUGUCAAUGUUUGAAAUGGCAUUAGAAGCUACUCAAAAUGAUAUAGUACUACGUCAGGAUGUCAUUGUUCUACUGAGUAAAGUUCUCUGGGCCUUGGAAGGUGAAGAACAAAGAUCUGUUGCCAAGGAUCAAUUAUUUUCUAGCAUUUCUGAAAAUCCAAAUUACUUGCCAGCUAUCUUUUCGUUAUGUGCAAUGGGAAUGCUUGAGAAUGAUGAGACGUUGACAGCAGCAGCAUUACAAGAGUUAGCCAAAGUGCCAGCCAGUGUUGCUUAUGAAUCUGACAGGGAACAGUAUAUACCAUGGCUAUUUUCUAAAUUCUUCGAACUUAAGAAUGAUAGGCUAUCAGCUACUCGUGCCUUGGUUAAGAGUGUCCAUCAAACACCUUGGUUAGCUGAUGUGUGGAGGCAGUUAAGCAAAACUAUCAUCAAAAGAUCAAACGAAUCAAUAACAAACGAUAGCAGUAAAACAAUCAUUACCACAGAUUCACUCACUAUGUCCAGUAAAUCACGAACAGCGAAUUCACAAUCCGAGGCUUAUCAAUAUGCUGCUGUCGCCGAAAAGGAUCCUACUCUAUCAAAAAAACUUGCUCAAAGAGCUGUCAUGACAGCGCCUUGGCGUGUAAGUGCUUGGGAGGCUUUGGUAAUAUAAACUUCAUGGUGCGUCUUAACCACAAAAAGAAAUAAAAGAAUGACGUUUAUUUGUCCAAUCAAAUGCAAGCAUUGUUAAGAGCGGCAU